AAGCUUGUCAUGGUCAACGGCAUCCUCGGCCUUCUGGCGCUGAUCGUUGCGGCGGUCAUCGCUGCGGGCACGCCCAACUCGUCGGGCACGAACAACGGCUUUUACUACUCGAUGUGGUCGGACGGCGUCUCGGACGUGACGUACACCAAUCAGGCGGGCGGCGCGUACUCGGUCAAGUGGUCGAGCGCGAGCAACGGCGGUGGCAACUUUGUCGCGGGCAAGGGCUGGGCCGUCGGCGCGCACCGCACCAUCUCGUACACGGGGACGUACACGCCCCAGGGCAACAGCUACCUCGCCAUUUACGGCUGGUCGCGCAACCCGCUCAUCGAGUACUACAUUGUGGAGAACUACGGCACGUACAACCCCGGCAGCGGCGGCCAGCUCAAGGGCACCGUCACCUCGGACGGCAGCGUCUACGACAUCUACACGUCCAUGCGCUACAACGCGCCGAGCAUCGACGGCGACAAGACGUUCCAGCAGUUUUGGUCCGUGGUACCGCCGCAACAAGCGCACGGGCGGCACCGUCACGACCGCCAACCACUUUGA
Saprolegnia diclina VS20 is the source of this 546-nucleotide messenger RNA. Its product is annotated as endo-1,4-beta-xylanase. Bases 10 to 546 code for a protein of 178 amino acids. Gene Ontology annotation, biological process: xylan catabolic process. Gene Ontology annotation, molecular function: hydrolase activity, hydrolyzing O-glycosyl compounds. The transcript is spliced from 2 exons. The record is from RefSeq and is a predicted model, not a curated record. Lineage: Eukaryota; Oomycota; Saprolegniomycetes; Saprolegniales; Saprolegniaceae.